UGAACCUGUCCAACUGAACAUGACCCGAAGGCCGAAGAUGCUUUGUUGCACGCAUCGGAUCAAGUGGCCAACAGUAACCACGGGCUCAAAAACUGACCCGUUGUUCUGGAUACCUGUUAAACUUUUCCCUUGAGCCAGGCCUCCAAGCGCAUGGUAGAAGCAGUCCUGCCAGCCCUAGAAUCCCUAGGAGCUCGGGGCAGCAGUCUUCAGCUAGACACGCUGGAUGUGUGCCGACACUGUGAUUGGUUCAAAGCUGCAAAAGGCACCGACCAAUUGUGCUGGCUUCUUGUCUCCAAACGGAAUGAGACCGAACGGGGAGUUCGUCAGAGAAAUUGACGAAGACUGGAGAGACUAAGAUGGCUCGCGUGAGUUCAAGCUUUGGGCAAACUAAACAUGCGAAAACAGCUUUUUGCCUGUUUGUGUCUUCUCCCUUUCAAGUUGAUCUUCGUUUGCAUUUGCCUUUGUUUCUGAAAGGCAGUGCUACGAAGCUUGCCUGCAACUACCGCUUUUGAACAACUGCCCCAUGCAGAAGGACUGCAGCCCCAAAGCCAGCUUUCCACACAUUAUGGAGUGAUGUCCGCUUCACAUCCUCACAUAACUCAUGUCCAAACGUCCACGCAUGGAGCCUGUCCGGGUUGCCGCUGUUGGUUGUGGAGUCGUUUGGCGCCAUCAUCUCCAAGCGGUCUUGGCCAUGGAGCCCAGGCUCCUCGUUUACACCAGUGUGGUGGAGCCGGACCUAUCAAGGCGCCUCAGCGCGCUGAAGGACAGUGGUGCCAAGAAGGCCUUUGCCACGCUGGAGGAAGCACUGCAGGCCGAUCCUGACCAGGAGCUCUUUGAAGCGGUCGACAUCAUGGUUCCCAAUGUUGGCACGCUACAUGAGGAGGUGGCAUUGAUUGCCCAGAAGGCAAACCGACACAUCCUCUUGGAGAAGCCAAUCUCUGUUUGCAUUGCAUCUGGGCAACGUAUUUUGCAGUCACAAGGCCCUGAGAAGGUCUUGGCGGUGGCAGAGAAUGCCCAAUACUGGCGCGAAGUGGUGGAAGCCCAGCGACUCAUCCAAAGUGGCGCAAUUGGUGACGUGCUGACAGUGAGAGCCAAGUUCUGGGAAAGCGCCCAUCCAGCAUUGAACGAAUGGGCGGCUGAUGGGUCCUACGAGGCAGGCAGCUUCAUCGCUGACGCAGCGGAAGGCUUCGUCUUUGAUGGGGGCCUGCAUUGGCUGCGGCCCCUGCGAAUGUUCCUGGGGAAGGCCCAAUCCGUUUCAGCCGUAGCUGGGCGGGCGUUGCCACACAUGCGUGGUCCUGGGAUGACUCAAGCCUUGAUUUGCUUCGAGUGCGGUGUUACUGCGGUCUUCGAAGCAAUCUUAGCGCCUGGUGCAAUUUCAGAGCAACCCUUCUUCGUGAUACAGGGUACGAAGGGUGAAGUGGUGCUUGAUGGGUUUGCUGGGGGUGGCCGCAUUUACUGCAUCCAAGAUGGAAAGAUGAUGGAGCAGGCUGUGGUGAUUUUGGUGGUUCCCGGAAGAUGAAACGCCACAGACCCAGUUUGGGCCCCUGCGGGUCGCGGGUCGAAGUGAGGACAUCAACCGGGACUAUUCUGGACCCGUUGGAUGGGACACCGGAUAUGCGGGAGAGAUGCGUGACUUUGCCCUGGCCAUUCGACAGAAGACAGCCUUGGCAGCAGCACCACAUGAAGCUCUGGAAGAUCUGAGGCUCAUGUUGGCAAUCAUGAGGGCUGCAAAGACUCGGCAGUGGCAAGUGGUGGCUGACGUGGAUCCAGAAUUGGACAUGGAAAGCCUUCAGCUUCAAGUGUGAG
Molecule: messenger RNA, 1806 nt
Organism: Durusdinium trenchii
Lineage: Eukaryota; Dinophyceae; Suessiales; Symbiodiniaceae
Source: the annotation of a GenBank genome assembly